Molecule: messenger RNA, 1887 nt
Organism: Aspergillus calidoustus
Lineage: Eukaryota; Fungi; Ascomycota; Eurotiomycetes; Eurotiales; Aspergillaceae
Source: the annotation of a GenBank genome assembly
AUGAACCAAUAUUUCCGGGCAAUAUUCGGUCACAUUGACGAGCGGAACGCUUCACUACUUGCACGACGCUCGCGAACGAGAGCCACACUACAAGCCUCAGUUCUUGAAGAACAAACAGAACAACAGGACAACCCACAACAAGACGAAGCAGACGACGACAACGCAGUUACCGCUCAAAUACAAGCAGAAAUCCACCAGCGGGCCAGACACGCCAUACAACAAGCAGAACAGCGAGAAGCAGAAGCACGCAGCCAGCGCGAAGACGAAGAGUUCGUCGCCCGCUGGAUAGAACAUACCUACGAAGAGCUUGCUGGUCAGCCAGAAAGACACGUGUUUGAAGCAAUCCAUCGUUCGCAAGCCAUGGCCGACCGCAACACCCUUAGGAGACAGGACUUCCUCCCCGAAAUCGGUGAAGUACCUGAUGGAUCCAUCAUUACGAUGCUUCCAACAAUAUUCUGGCUCCGCAUUGCGGAUAAAGACGCCCUCGCAUUCCUUACCGCUCUGGAACUAGACCAAGUCCCUCUGGUGGCUGAGCCAGAUCCUAACACAAAGCAUGUCGGCCACCUGAUUGCGGGUUUUGCUCCAGUCCCUUUACCAAAAAUACCAAACGCGAAGAUGCCACUCUGCGGGAUGCGUUGCCACCUAAAGCCUUCGACACAAGGCACAGGUUACAGGCUAUUUGACUGCAUGGGCCGCAAUGUCAGUUAUGAUCACGUCCUGUUACUGCCGCAAUUCAAAACAGUCGAACAGAGGGAAGAAGAGGCGUUGAUCCUCCUCCAGAAUAUAGUGGGGCAAUACGCGAUAUUAAUCCGUGAUGUACCUGGCCACCUGAGGGCAUACCGCGAACGGCGUUGGCGCCAGGAAAAGGCGUUGGUCAGAGCAUGCUGGGAGUUUGGGGAUAGACAGCAACUCUUCGCCCGUAUAUGCACCCAGGCACAUAUAGACAACUUGAUAGCAACAGACUACAACGAGCGCGACGUUCUGAUGGAACUAACAGGGCUGGACAUUAAUAGUCCGAACUUGCAACGCGCUGACAGGGACAGACUCGCAUGGUUUGUGGGCAAAUUCUCAACCUCCGCAGAAAACCUCUUCGUGCAUCAGAACCUUCGGUGGGGAGAAGCCUUGCCAUGGGAGGUCCUCGUCCCACGCCAUGCUGCGUACUCUUCAAAACUAUACGAAGUUAACCGCAGGGUCGCAGCAGCACGACGUGCAGUGGCGGAUCGGGAGAAUGCAGAACGUGAUGCACAAAUACUUCGUCGACAACAAGCCGAGCUGAAUCAGCGGAACUGGGAUGACUUCAUUGACCUACAGUCUGAUGACGGUGAUCCACCAGAACAACCCCGUGGCCGCAUUGUCAUACCUAUCGACCGUGAUCUCUGGCUGUUCAGCAUUGAGAGACAUGCUAAGUAUCGUGAUUCGCAGAAGCUUCAGGCCCAAGGUCAUCGCGCGUCUCCAUCUCAUCAUGAAUGCUCUGAGUUCCUCGGCAUCGGACCGCGACCGGAGGUGGGUCAGCAGGUGCAACAACAAUACAGGAAUGCACCAGCCUGGAGAGAACUCCAGGAGGCCUGGACAAAGGUCUCAGAUUACGACUUGACUCAUGGCGCACCUUGGGGAUUGCCCGCAAAGAAGCUCCAGGAAUACAUGAACCUGGAAAUACUUGACUGGGAGGAGCGAUUCAUCUAUCACCCUCAAUAUCGGGACGUGUUGCGCAGAAUUGAUGAGUGGUACCGGGGGCUCCCUGAGAACCAACAACAGGCACUUCAUCGCAAACCAAUUAACCAAUGGGCCGACCAAUCUGACAUCCAACCACCUCCAGCCGACUACGUGAGGCUUCCUGGACACCUACGGGUUGCAAUUGCCAAUCUCCGAACUUUUAACUGGCGCUAG